This is a messenger RNA of Echinococcus granulosus, 291 nucleotides long. RefSeq lists its product as hypothetical. NCBI's taxonomy places the organism in Eukaryota, Metazoa, Platyhelminthes, Cestoda, Cyclophyllidea, Taeniidae. Bases 1 to 291 code for a protein of 96 amino acids. The transcript is spliced from 2 exons. The record is from RefSeq and is a predicted model, not a curated record.
AUGCCUCUGCCUACGUUGCUCCGUGUAAGUUUCUUCUAUACACUCUCCUAUGCCCCGGGACCGUUGUUAUACUCCAUCUUCACCUCAAGCACGGCGCUGAGAUUAAUCAGCAUCGGCAAUCAUCUGGCCACCCGCCAGAACCAAUCAAAUCAGCCGCGUGUUGGAGAAAAGGCGCUAAGAGGGAAAAUGGCAUUCCAAUUGGCCGACCAUCCAAUUGGAAAGGGGCAAAACCUGACGCGGGGAGAGGGAGAGAGGGGUGGAGAGACGGUGUCCUCUGCGCAGAUCAAAUGA